AUGAAGGAGGGAAAGAAGGAGAAAUUUAUUGCUCUGAAAAACUCACAAAAUGAUGCGACUCAGGAGGAGGAUGAAAUGGCCUAUGUUACUAAAAGGUUUCAGAAAAUCAUCAAGAAACAUGACGUAUUUCAAAAGAAGGCUUCGACCAGCAGAGCAGCAAACACAAAUGACCUUUGUCAUAAAUGUGGCAAACCUGGUCAUUUUAUGAGGGACUGUCCCAGCCAGAAGCAGGAAACUCAGGACUUCAGACCUCGCAAGAGGGACCUGGUCCCAGACAGUGCUCGGAAAAAGGCUCAUGUUGAUCAGUUGGUGAGAAAAGCCCUUGCUGUAUGGGGAAAUGAUUCAAGUGAGUCAGAAGAAGAUGCAGAAAGUUAUGAAGAUGUUUCAAUGAUGGCUAUUAAAGAUGAUGAAAAUGUCUUCAAUUCCAUCUUCUCAUUAAUGGCAAAGUCUGAUGAUGAAGAGGAUCUAAAUGAGGUAACUCUUUUUGACCUUAAAGAUGAUCUAGAUACUCUUCUCAUUAAAAAUUUGAGGAAACUUGCUGCAUUGCUUAUUGACUCUGUUGAUGAACGUACCACUGAAAACUUAAUGUUGAAUGAAAAAAUAAGUUUGUGUAAGGAUGAGAACUCUGCUCUCAUGUCUCAAGUUUCUGAAAUGAGUGUAAGAAUAGGGACUCUAGAAACGAACAACAUUAUACCUGAAGAGGACCCUAGUACCUCAGUAGGUGGAAAGAGAAAGCUUAGCAUCUUUGAGGAAGAACUGGAAGAAAAGCUUAAAAUCCUUGAGUCCAAGUUAGUUGCUUCUCUUGAAACAAAUUCUCAACUGAGAAAGGAUCUGAGUAAGGUCAAGGAGAAGUUAAGUCACUCUCUAAAAUGGACUGACUCUUCUAAGAUACUUUCUAAUCUGUCUAAUCAGAGCUUCAAUGGAAAGAAAGGGUUGGGACGUAGACCAAUAGAACCUCAUUAUAAUCCUCAUAGCAAAUAUGUGUCUGUAUCUGACAAUUUGUUGUGCACUCACUGUGGGCGUAAUGGUCAUCUAAAAGAAAAGUGUGAGACUUUGAGAAAAGCAAAAGAAAAGCAUGAGAAAUUUGUCAGAUCUGAAAAAAAUGAUAAAAGGGAACUCAAGGGACCUGGUCCUUGUUAUCGUUUCAGUAAGAACACUUUGCCCCCCUGGACAGGAAGGUUUCUUAUUAAGCCCUUUGAUAGUUAUUGGGAACUCCGUCUGAAGUGGGUUCCCAAGUCUAAUAAGUGA
Solanum stenotomum is the source of this 1248-nucleotide messenger RNA. RefSeq lists its product as uncharacterized. The transcript has a single exon. Bases 1 to 1248 code for a protein of 415 amino acids. Gene Ontology annotation, molecular function: nucleic acid binding; zinc ion binding. Lineage: Eukaryota; Viridiplantae; Streptophyta; Magnoliopsida; Solanales; Solanaceae. The record is from RefSeq and is a predicted model, not a curated record.